CGGAGAGGGGGAUCCGACCAGCACAGGCGUCUCCAGGCUGCCUCCGCUAAAGGCAAGCAAAUGAACCCGGGGGGGGCGUCAGGCAGAAUGACGCUGACCCGAGAUGCCAUGGGAGGUGGGGCUUGAGCCGCCCAGCCCCCCCAGAAGGGGCUGGGCGAGUUGGGCAGCAUCCCUGAGCGAGGCACAUGGGCUGUUCCCGGGGAGCGGUGCCGGCCGCUGGUGGAGCUGCCGCUCUCUCUCCCAAGCCUGCCAAAACCAGCGCUUCAAGUUUGGGGCUCUGCUCAAAAGAAACCGAAAGCGGGGUUCCCCUGCCUCUCCGGGCUCUGCACGGGGCGCGCAGCGGGGCCAGCACCGAUGGAUUUGAUUCUAGUCCUUUGGGCUUGCGUGGCCUCCGCGAGAGCAGUUGUCGGAUUUGGAAUGGAUCCCAAUUUACAAAUUGAUAUUAUCACAGAACUGGAUCUUGUGAAUACAACUAUUGGAGUUACGCAAGUGUCAGGACUACAUGCUAGCAAAGCAUUUUUAUUCCAAGAUGUAGAGAGAGAAAUCCAUGCAGCACCUCAUGUGAGCGAGAAGUUAAUUCAACUCUUUCGGAAUAAAAGUGAGUUCACGUUUCUGGCCACUCUGCAACAGAGGGCAUCAACUUCUGGAGUUGUACUGUCCAUCCGAGAGUUGGAGCACAGCUACUUUGAACUGGAGAGCAGCGGCCUGAGGGACGAGAUUAGAUAUCAUUACAGAUUUAAUGGAAAGGCAAGAACAGAGGUAUUUCCAUACCGGAUGGCAGAUGGACAUUGGCACAAGAUCGCACUGUCACUUAGUGCAUCCCACCUUCUGCUUCAUGUCGAUUGCAACAGGAUUUAUGAACGCGUCAUAGAUCCUCCGGAAAUGAAUCUAAUGCCAGGAAGCAGUUUAUGGCUGGGACAGCGGAACAGGAAACAUGGUUUUUUUAAGGGUAUCAUUCAAGAUGUGAAAAUAAUCUUUAUGCCUAAUGGAUAUAUAACACAGUGCCCUAAUCUGAAUCGCACAUGCCCAACCUGCAGUGAUUUCUUAAGUCUGGUGCAAGGAAUCAUGGAUUUACAAGAGCUCCUGGCAAAAAUGACUACAAAACUAAAUUAUGCAGAAACGAGGCUUAGUCAAUUGGAAAACUGUCAUUGUGAGAAGACUUGUCAAGUAAAUGGAGUGAUCUAUCGAGACAAAGACUCAUGGGUAGAAGAUGAUCACUGCAGGAAUUGCACAUGCAAAAGUGGAGUAGUGGAGUGCCGAAGGAUGUCCUGUCCCCCUCUGAACUGUUCUCCUGACACCCUCCCAGUGCAUAUGGAAGGCCAGUGCUGCAAAGUAUGCAAGUCUACGUGUAUCUUUGGAGGCAGAGUGUUAGCAGAAGGUCAGAGGAUUUUAACCAAGAACUGCAGGGAAUGCCGAAAUGGAGUUUUAGUAAAAGUAACCGAGACCUGUCCUCCAUUGAACUGCUCAGAAAAAGAUCACAUUCUUCCAGAGAACCAGUGCUGCAGCGUUUGCAGAGGUCAUAACUUUUGUGUAGAAGGCCACAGAUGUGGUGAAAAUUCAGAGUGCAAAAAUUGGAACACAAAAGCUACUUGUGAAUGCAAGAAUGGUUAUAUCUCUGUCCAAGGGGACUCUGCAUAUUGUGAAGAUAUUGAUGAGUGCGCUGCUAAGAUGCAUUAUUGUCAUGCCAAUACAGUGUGUGUUAACCUGCCUGGAUCAUAUCGUUGUGACUGUGUCCCAGGAUACAUCCGUGUGGAUGAUUUUUCAUGUACAGAGCAUGAUGAAUGUGGCAGCGGACAGCACAACUGUGAUGAGAAUGCAAUCUGUACUAACACUGUCAGAGGACAUAGCUGCACCUGCAAACCUGGAUAUGUGGGGAAUGGGACCAUCUGUCGAGCAUUCUGUGAAGAGGGAUGCAGAUACGGUGGGACGUGUGUGACCCCUAACAAGUGUGCCUGCCCUUCUGGAUUCACAGGGAGUCAUUGUGAGAAAGAUAUUGAUGAGUGUGCAGAGGGGAUCAUUGAGUGUCACAACCAUUCACGCUGUGUUAACCUCCCAGGGUGGUACCACUGUGAGUGCAGAAGCGGUUUCCAUGACAAUGGAACCUACUCACUUUCCGGGGAAUCCUGUAUUGAUAUCGAUGAAUGUGCCUUAAGGACCCACACCUGUUGGAACGAUUCAGUUUGUGUGAACUUGGCGGGAGGUUUUGAUUGUCUGUGUCCCUCAGGACCAUCUUGCACUGGUGACUGUCCACACGAAGGUGGCUUGAAGCGGAAUGGUCAGGUGUGGACGCUGAAGGAAGAUAGAUGCUCUGUUUGUUCCUGUAAGAACGGGAAGAUAUUCUGCCGGCGAACAGCUUGCGAUUGUCAGAACCCUGGCAUUGAUCUCUUUUGCUGCCCAGAGUGUGACACAAGAGUGACCAGUCAAUGUUUAGACCAAAAUGGUCAUAAGCUGUAUCGUAGUGGGGACAACUGGACCUACAGCUGUCAGCAGUGCCGCUGUCUGGAAGGGGAAGUAGAUUGUUGGCCUCUUUUAUGCCCAAAUCCAAACUGUGAGUACACAGCAAUCUCAGAAGGAGAGUGUUGCCCCCGUUGUGUCAGUGAUCCCUGUCUGGCUGAUCAGAUCACUUACAAUAUCAGAAAAACCUGUGUAGAUGGAUAUGGAAUCACAAGACUCAGUGGCUCUGUAUGGACAAUGGUUGGAUCUCCUUGUACAACUUGCAAAUGCAAGAAUGGGAAUGUCUGCUGUUCUGUGGAUUUAGACUGUCUUCACAAUAACAAGCAUUAAGAUUGGACUCUUCUCUGUGAGGAAAACUGAUGCAGUUAACAUCUAAAAUGAAGUUGUAAGAGUGGGUGUUUUAUACAACAGACAAUUACCAAAGUCUCCACCUGAGGAAGAUGUUUGGGAGUUGCCUUUGGGACCUACCACUAUGCUAGCCUUGUCUGGGUGACUUUACAGUACAAAGCAUAUGUCUAUGGUUGUUAAAAAAAAAAAAAAAAAAAAAAUUUCAGUGUUGUAAAUUAUACACUUUUCCUGUCAGAUCACUUACAAAUACCUUUAAAUUAUUUCAUGGGUAAACUAAUGAUGUAAUUUUGGUUUAAUUUGUGUAUUGACAUGAUUGAAACUCAAGAUUAUUUUACUUUGGAUCUAGAUUCUACAACUAAGGCUGCCUGUUGUGAUUUUGUCCCAUAAUACUGCAUACUUAGGUCUGAGGUUCCUGUCAGCUGUAUUUAUGAAAAUAGUGUAUGUAUGUACAGUCAAAUUGCACAAUACUUAUAUUUCAUAGCUGUCAAACAUUGUGAAACAUUACAAAGUACAUUUGACUUGUACAGGCUGGAAGUAAUCAAACCUAAGUCUACCUUUAAAAAAAAAAAAAAUAAAAACCCCAAAACAAACAAACGCAUUUUCUUUUCCAAACAUUAGUAGCAGAAUUCCUGUAUCAAGCAGUAAAGCACAUAUCCAAUGCCCUUUCAACACCCAUUCAGGAAACAAUGCCCCUUAUUGAUAUCAGAUUUAGCAGUGUGGUCUAGUUUGCAAGUGAUGCUACAAAUAGUGGAUGUAGGUGGCAUUCAUAUGGACUGUGAAGCAAUCAAAGGGCUUUAAACCUAUAUAUUUUGAAUGGGGGGGCCCUAAGUUUGCUCUCAGUGGGUAAGUCUAUGCUGCAGUUGAACACGCACUGCUGGUCUGUGGUAGCUGACUUGGGGGGACUUAAGCUACUGGGUUGUGGGACCCUCCCCAGUUUAUGGGAUCCUAGAGCUCAAGCUCCAGCCCAAGCCUGAACAUCUACAUUGCAGUUUUGCAGCCUGAGCCAGCUGACACAGGCCAGCCAUGGAUGUUUAAUUGCUGGGUAGACAUACCAAGCUCCACCAGUGUAGAUAAGUUCACCAUCUUCUCCUGAUGUACUUACUUUCCAAAAAUGAAAUCUACCACUCAUAACAGGCUGAACCAUUGUAGAGAUGACAAGAAAUGGUGUAAAUGACAAUUACAUUCAGCCUGAAUUUCAGCAUACGAUGCAGCGUGCUAGCCCUGGGAGAUUGGCGACAUUCUAUGCUACAAUUUUCAUUACAUGUAGCGUAUUCAAGAAGCAAUCUGGCCCCUUUUUAUACUCUGAUAUUCAAAAGAACUUAAAUCUAUUAAGUUAACCAUGCAUAAAAAGCAUUUUAAAACCCCAAACCUAGGCAGAAAUCCUAAUUAAAAUUCUAACCCUACACAAAAGGUUAGAUUUUUGGAUGUCAUCAAAGGAAGAUCUCUCUCUCUUUGUUUUCAUGAGGUUAGAAAGUUUGGAACAAAAAUCUUUUUCAAAUCUGAUGGCAUAUACAACUUAAAUGCCACAUUUUCAAUGUGCUGUUGUACGCUGUUCUGCUUAUUUGUAUAGUGUUCUUUGCCUUCCCAACCCGUUUUUCUUUAAUUAACUAAACAGCAAGCGUUUGGAAAAACAUUGCAGAUAUAAGCAGAAUGUCUAUACUUUGGAAAAGUAUACAUUUGUGAGUUUUUCAUAGCUUUAUGCAGAAAAUGUGAAAUUGAUUUUUAAGAAUGGUGUAUGACUGUAUAUAAUGGAAGAAUAUUAGAAUAUUCCUUUAAAUAAUGUACUUCCAUGUUUCUCCUAAGGGGUUUUGCAAAAAUGCUAUAAAAAUUACUUGCAUAUUCAUUUAGCUAUUUUUAGUCCACUCUUCAUUAUUAGUAUUGAUAAUUUACUUGGAAGGUUUGUUCAUGACUGGGAUCCAGCCUAAACAUACAGUCAUUAUUUUCUUUAAAUGUCCGGUUGUUUUCAGCUUCCCAUCUGUUGAUUACAUUUGCAUUGUUUUAAUGAUUGUAUUAUACGGGAAACAGUUGUGUUUUAUAUGAUACUCAAAGGAUGUUUGUAAAUCAUACCGUCAGUUCAUUUUGUAAAUCACAUUGUAACCCAAUGAUAAUUCAAUUGGAGGAGACUGUCAGUGGGCUGGCAUACAAAGGGAAUGAUUUAAAACUUGUGGGCCUCUAAAUAAACUCCUAUGUACAGAU
Dermochelys coriacea (leatherback sea turtle) is the source of this 4998-nucleotide messenger RNA. RefSeq names its product neural EGFL like 1 (gene NELL1). Gene Ontology annotation, molecular function: calcium ion binding; protein binding. The coding region runs from base 355 to 2784 and encodes 809 amino acids. The record is from RefSeq and is a predicted model, not a curated record. The transcript has 20 exons. Lineage: Eukaryota; Metazoa; Chordata; Testudines; Dermochelyidae.